AUGGCACCCAAAGGUAAUCUAACAGACGAAUGUUCAAUUGCUAUGAUUUAUCUCACUGGACUCGCCGAGCAAAUUAAUGGAAGUUUAUCUAAAAUAUGGCCGAUGAACGGCUCAAUUUACGAAUUCCUGAAACAAUGUGAUUCGUUUUUUCAAUUUCCAACUAUGCCAGUUCAUUCUGCUGAUAUUCGUUUCUUUUACGAAAAGCCUUAUUUAAGACAGAAAAUUAAUGAAUUCCUUCUACCUGGUUAUCCUUGGUACAAUCAACAAUUCUGUGAUUUUAUUAAACGAGGGUUGAACAACUUUUCGAUCGGUGAGGCAAAUGAACCGAGUACGUCAUCAUCAACACCGACAACAACCUCAAAUACAUCAACAUCAGCUACAACAUUAGUAAACCCAUGUGCAUCAGGUGGCUAUCGCUGGAAUACAACAGGCAUAACUAUAUUAAAUUCAACACAAAUAACACACGCUGCUCAUUUAUUUUUCGAUUCAAAUGAUACAUUAUAUGUCGUGGAUGAAUAUGCGAAUUCUGUUAUAUGGAAAUUGCCAAAAAAUGCUGUCAAUCCCAUACUCGUAGCUGGACAAGCGCUUUCAAGAGGUCCCAAUUCUAGUCAGUUGAAUCUUCCUCAAGCUGUUUAUCUUGAUUCAGGACAAAACUUGUAUGUGACCGAUUAUUAUAAUUACAGAGUACAAAAAUAUAUUAAUGGAUCAAACAUUGGAAUGACAAUAAUUGGUAUAAACGGAACGGCAGGUACAGCAUCGAAUAUGCUUGGUGGUCCCCGUCAUCUUUGUUUCGAUUCAACAGAAGCGUAUAUGUAUAUUGCAGACAGUGACAAUAAUAGAAUUUUACGUUUUCAGUCGAAUUCAACAAGUGGUACUAAUGGACACAUCGUAGCUGGAGGAAAUGGAGCUGGAAAUGGAACUACGCAGCUAAACUAUCCAUGGGGAAUACAAUAUCUUUCAUCAGUAAGCAGUUAUUUCUACAUAACAAACUAUAGUGGACAUACAGUAAUGCAAUGGGCGCCAGGCAAUACGUCGGGCAGUUUCAUAGCCGGUACGCCCGGUGUAUCAGGAUCAAAUGCUACACUUUUGAAUAAUCCAAUAGGUAUUAAAAUUGAUACCUAUUUAAAUAUAUUUGUUGUUGACUAUGGAAAUUCACGCGUUCAAUUGUUUUGUAAUAAUAAUCAGACGGGUACUACCAUUAUUGGUACUGGUACCGCUGGUGCCAGUGCGAAACAACUCAAUAAUCCAAGAGGCAUCGCAUUUGACUCAUUGAUGAAUAUGUAUAUUGCCGAUUCUGGCAACCAACGCGUGCAAAAGUAUCUAAAACUCUGA
Messenger RNA from Adineta steineri, 1332 nucleotides. Lineage: Eukaryota; Metazoa; Rotifera; Eurotatoria; Adinetida; Adinetidae. The record is from the annotation of a GenBank genome assembly.